AUGGCAUGUUGGAUAGUGACACUGCAAGGUGGUCCAAAACGAACGACACAAGCAGCGGUUGCCUUAAAUGAUAAGAUUUAUGCAUUUGGUAGUUGCUGGUGUACCGAACCUGCCGAAACCUUUGGUGUACACGUUUUAAAUACUAUUGAUUAUCGUUGGCAACGAGUACCAACACGAUUAUUUCAACCAAAUCCAUCACAGCAAUUUAUCGAUGAUUCAGGACAAAUUUAUGAGCCAUAUGGUGAAAGUCCAGUUCAUCGAGUUGGUCACAGUGUUGUUGAAUAUAAGGGUAAAAUUUAUUUGUGGGGCGGUUUUUGUCAUGAGAUAGGAGUGCUAUGCUCAAAGAUGUAUUGCUUUGAUCCAGAAGAGCGAACUUGGUCAGUAAUUCCAUGUGCUAGUGGCGAAGCAACCGGACGUGAAAAGCAUACAGCUGUGGGUGAUAUACCACGAGCACGAAUGAAUCAUACAGCAUGUGUCAUUGAUGAUAAGAUGUAUGUGUUUGGUGGCGUUGACUUCUUACAUCAAGAAUUAUACCUGAAUGUGUUGGAUUUACGGCAUUGUUACUGGGAGACACCGGAUGUCACCGGUGAAAGACCGUAUGGAUUAGUAGAUGCAUGCUGCUGGGUAUAUAAUAAGCAAAUGUAUAUAUUUGCUGGUUGUCGACAUGAAGAUGAUCAAUAUAUACCGGGACUCUUUCGAUAUGAUCCGGAAAUAUCGGUGUGGCGUAAAAUGCAUCCAUUUGGUUUGAAAGGUCCAAGCGGACGACAGCGCCAUUGUGGUGUGAUCGUUGGUGAUUGCGCUUAUGUAUUUUGUGGUCUCGCACAACUCAUUUCCUAUAAUGAAAUGCUUGGCUUUGGUUGUUUACUGGAAAUGUGUGAUCUCAAUGUUCUCAAUUUCAAUUGGAAAUUGAAAGAUCUUGCAGCAAUUGCCGUACUACGAUAUCAAUUACCUAGAACAAGUUAUAAUCUUCCACUUGAAUUAAGAAUUCAUCUUGAUAUGAUGACAACACCGAAUCAUGUUUUAUGA
Messenger RNA from Brugia malayi, 1026 nucleotides. Its product is annotated as Kelch motif family protein. Bases 1 to 1026 code for a protein of 341 amino acids. The transcript is spliced from 8 exons. Gene Ontology annotation, molecular function: chromatin binding; protein binding. The record is from RefSeq and is a predicted model, not a curated record. Gene Ontology annotation, cellular component: cytoplasm. Lineage: Eukaryota; Metazoa; Nematoda; Chromadorea; Rhabditida; Onchocercidae.